UGCUGCAGUCAAAAGUCACAGGCAGCCUGCUCAUCCUACAGGUACCAGGGGGCAUCUCACCCUGCAAGUGCUGCCCUGUUCCCUCCCCCACGUCAUGUACACCAUCACCCGAGGACCCAGCAAGCUCACCACCCAGAGGAGAACAGGUCCCAAGCAGCAGAUUGACACUAAGCUGCAGGAACUGAAAAGCAAGCAGCAGCUGUUGCUCCCCACCUUGUCCAACGGCUGGGACCCCCUCCCAAGUCCUGCUCCUCCAAAGCUAGUUUUCAGUCGAGUGAACGGCAAGCGUAGCGCGUCCCUCAGCCCCACGUCAGAAGAAGAAGCCUACACACCGGCACACGAGGAGAACGUCCGCUUUGUAUACCAGGCCUGGCAGGAGGUGCAGCAUCAGCUGGAGAGGCCAGAACUCAACGGAUGCAGACCCCAGCAAUAUCAGGAUCCAACUCCAAAUCCAACUCUUAAGAAUUUUGUUCCUAUCGACCUUGAAGACUGGUGGGCUGAACGUUUCCUGGCCAACAUUGAGAACUGCGCCUGAAGGACCCUCGGAGGAGACCGCCUGACCUUUAUAGUUUAAUAUGCACAUUUUUUUUGCUCAUUGCAGUAGCGUCCAAGAAUCCAACCGUCCAAUGCGGCUCUGUUCACACACUAGUAUCCUAAAAGAUGGCUGCAGCGAGACAUGGUGCUGACAUCGGGCCUGCUUGGACGAGGAUUACAGUAUUCAAAGCUACUUGAGAAAGCACAGAACGAGUAGGCGCUGGAGGCCGGGGCCUUCACGGUUCACUAUGGGAGGAGAAGGGAACACUAGCACGGUGGUACUAUGCACUACAGCAGUAACUGGCAACUUGUGGCUCUUUACAACCCUCAGCAUGCAACAGGGGGAAUGCUGAGAGUUGUAGUUUCACAACCGCUGGAGAGCCGCCACAGCUUGUCCAUCACUGCACUAUAGAUUAUGGAAUGGGCAAUAGUUGUACAAACUUGAUAUUGAUGCUCAGUCUGAACCUUAAUGGUCUCACGCACAUUGACUCAUUUCCCCUUGUCGUUCUCCUGUCUGCGUCUGUAGGGUACUGGGGUCUCUCUCAAGAGCUGUGAACCUGUGUGAUGCCCACAACUGGUCUCCCUCAUGUCUUGUCCAUUUUUUUUUUGUAUUAGAGGGAUCUGUACAGAGCGGGAAAUGUCUAUUUUUCUAAAUAAAGUUUGUUUUGCCUGA
Messenger RNA from Bufo gargarizans (Asiatic toad), 1207 nucleotides. It is a transcript of the gene MCRIP2, whose product is annotated as MAPK regulated corepressor interacting protein 2. The transcript is spliced from 5 exons. Bases 95 to 535 code for a protein of 146 amino acids. Lineage: Eukaryota; Metazoa; Chordata; Amphibia; Anura; Bufonidae. The record is from RefSeq and is a predicted model, not a curated record.